GAGGCGCUACUCUCCCUCUCCCUCUCCCUCUUCCCCCUCUCUCUGUGCAGUGUGUGCAGAGCUCUAUAGCUGCGGAGGCUCAAAUACUCUCCCGGAGGUCAAGCUCACAAUCCCAAAAUGGCUAGAGGGUUGAAGAAGCAUUUGAAGAGGCUCAAUGCCCCGAAGCAUUGGAUGCUUGACAAACUUGGCGGUGCCUUUGCGCCCAAGCCUUCAUCUGGGCCUCACAAGUCCAGGGAAUGCCUUCCCUUGGUCAUUAUCUUACGAAACAGAUUGAAAUAUGCUCUCACUUACCGUGAGGUCAUUUCCAUUUUGAUGCAACGACAUGUUCUGGUUGAUGGGAAGGUUAGGACUGACAAGACAUAUCCUUCGGGUUUCAUGGAUGUUAUUUCAAUCCCCAAAACAAAUGAGAAUUUCCGUCUCCUUUAUGACACAAAGGGUCGGUUCCGUCUCCACUCGAUCAGGGAUGAAGAGGCAAAGUUUAAACUUUGCAAAGUCCGGUCAGUGCAGUUUGGGCAAAAGGGUAUCCCGUACAUCAACACCUACGAUGGGCGAACCAUUCGCUACCCUGACCCUCUCAUCAAGGCCAACGACACCAUUAAGCUUGACCUAGAGAGCAACAAGAUCACUGACUUCAUUAAGUUUGAUGUUGGGAAUGUGGUCAUGGUUACAGGUGGAAGGAACAGGGGGCGUGUUGGAGUAAUCAAGAACAGGGAGAAACACAAGGGAAGUUUUGAGACAAUCCACGUUCAGGAUGCCACCGGCCAUGAAUUCGCUACUCGGUUGGCUAAUGUGUUCACCAUUGGCAAGGGGACGAAGCCAUGGGUAAGUCUUCCUAAGGGAAAAGGUAUCAAGCUCACUAUCAUCGAAGAGGCCAAAAAGAGGCAAGCAGCCCAACAAGCAUCCACUGCCUAAUUAAUUACGACACCCUUUUUAAUUUGUUGUACUUGUGUGGUCACUGUUUUUGCGGUUAGACUUAGAACAUUUAGUUCUGAAUUUGUGAUUCAAAAAUUUUUCCGGCUUGUUUUGCUCAGUACUGGUAGAUUGUUGACAUCAAUUUUUUAUAAUCUUAUACCUAUUUGGUGCUCCUCUUUGGCCUUGACGGGCAUGUUCAA
Messenger RNA from Prunus mume (Japanese apricot), 1112 nucleotides. Its product is annotated as small ribosomal subunit protein eS4z. Gene Ontology annotation, molecular function: structural constituent of ribosome; RNA binding. The record is from RefSeq and is a predicted model, not a curated record. Gene Ontology annotation, cellular component: cytosolic small ribosomal subunit; ribosome. NCBI's taxonomy places the organism in Eukaryota, Viridiplantae, Streptophyta, Magnoliopsida, Rosales, Rosaceae. Gene Ontology annotation, biological process: translation.